Messenger RNA from Theobroma cacao (cacao), 3201 nucleotides. RefSeq names its product DDT domain superfamily. Gene Ontology annotation, cellular component: RSF complex. Gene Ontology annotation, biological process: regulation of DNA-templated transcription. Lineage: Eukaryota; Viridiplantae; Streptophyta; Magnoliopsida; Malvales; Malvaceae. The record is from RefSeq and is a predicted model, not a curated record.
UAAAAAUAGUAAACCCCAACUCUACCAAAUUCCCAGGUGUUGUCCUCCUCCCUACACUUCUCUUCCUCAAUUCCCCCCUCCUCUCUUUGCUUCCUCAUUUCCGUCUUACCAAACUGAAAGCUCCCCAAAUUUCCUUUUUAUUUUUCACGUAAAAAAGCUAAAAGAAUAUAUUAUUAAUAUUGUGAAAAAUAAGUAGUGCUGUAUGUGAAUGAAGAAGGAUGAUUUGGACCUUUGGUUCUCCUUUCUUCUUCACUCCUCUUAACCCAAACAAACCACCAUCAAUAAAAGCAUCCUAAAUUUUUUUCCCUCUUUUUUAUUUUAUUCUAUUUUCUUGAAAAUCUUUUUAACUUUGAUUUUGAUUCAAAAAAAUUCCUCUUUCUCUCUCUCUCUCUCCCUCCCUCUCCAGAAUGCAAAUCCCCUACACUUAGUCCCACCAUAACUCCCCUAAAACCCUCACCCCGAUCUCUCCCUAUUCCACCAUGUCCCUCGAUUCCUCCCCUUCCCUUCCGAUCCCUCCCGACCCACCCCAAAACGACACCCUUCCCGCCCAAAACGACACCCAGACAACCCAAACCCCAGAAACCACCGCCGCUAACGCAACAACGCCAACGCCGACGCCACCGUUAACAAGAAGCAAUCGCCCGUCGCGGGCUUGUACAAUCCGAGCCGCCCAGCGGCUCUACGCGCAGCAACAGCAAGCCGCGAUCGAGCGGCGACAGAAGCCGGCAAAGAAAGAGCAGCAACACCAACACAAGGACGAGAAUGAUGGUUCUUCGUCGCCGCAGCAGCAAUGCAGCGGUAGUAGCAAGAUCGUUACUCCGUUAGUUGGGCCGCCGGAGCCGUCACAGUUGCCUAGGUGGAGCAUUCGGUCUAUGUGGGAGUUAGCUUCAGUACUUAAUUUCUUGCAUGUCUUCAGGCCGCUUUUGAAUAUAAAUGCGGAGUUCUCGGCGGAGGAGUUUGAGACAGCGUUGAUUACGCCUAAUGAUACUUUGGGAGAUAUUCAUAUACCUUUGUUAAAGGCAAUCCCUCCAAUUACUCGGAUGGCCCUUACACGUGAUACCUGGGUUACUGUUCUUUGCAGAAAACUAAGAGACUGGUGGCAUUGGGUUGCAGAUGGGGAUCUUCCCAUUGUUGCUUCACACGGGGUGGAGGUUGAAGUAUACAAGUCACUUGAUCCUGGAGUUCGUGUUGUGAUCUUGAAAGCACUAUGUGACAUUCGUGUUGAGCAAGAAGACAUCCGGAACUACAUUGACAACUCACUUAAACAUGGUGUUCAACUUUCAGCCUUUCGUAAAGAACGUGUUGGAGGUGAUUCUCAGGGAAUUAGUUACUGGUAUGAAGAUGAUCCCGCUGUUGGUCAUCGCUUAUACCGGGAAAUAAGGAAAGUUGAGUUUAAGAAAGCCAAGAUGAAAGGUUCGCAUGUGCCUAAUAGCACAACAUAUCUGUGGGAGACAGUUGCAACGAAUUUGGAAGAAUUUCAAGAUGCUUCUGAGAAACUUUUUGCCAGUAAAAAUAGAACAGAGGCUUCGGUAGGGAAGAAGUUAAAGAAUGACAUGCUUCCUGAGAUUGAAAAGGAACACAAGAGAAAGGAGAGGUUGCUGAAAAAACAACAUAGACAAGCUCUUCUUCUUGAUAACUUCUUGGCUGUUGACGGGCUUGCUCCAGGACGCUCCCUUCGGGACAGAAAACCUGUCACUUACACGUUUGAUGAUUAUGAUCGGUCAAUAAAUGAGGCUAUUAAGAUCACCAAGCGGAAACCACCAUCCCCAGAUCCUCUCAAUAGAAGAGAUGUUGCCAAACCUGAGCCUUCUGCAAAUGGUAAAUUGAGUGGUCCCUCGUAUGCCGCUGAACAGGACAAUUACAAUCUACUGUCCCCCAAAUCACCUGAAUAUGAUGAUUUUGAUGAUAAUAAAUCUGGGGAUUUGGAUCGUAGCAAUCGGCGGAGGCAGAGACCUCAACGAUAUUCAGCAAAGGAAUUCGUUGAAGCUGUCUCAGAUAACGAGGCUGACUUUGACAGUGAUGAUGAUAUAGUUGGGGAAGCUAUAUAUGAUGAGGAAUACUUGAGAAAACGAAAACAGAGGAGAAGGCAAUCCAGCAGCUCUGAAGGAGAUGAGGAAUACCAAUGGGAAGAGGAAAAUGCUGAAGAUGAGGAGGAAGAAGAAGAAGAAGAGGAUUCGUUAAGUAUCAGUGAGGACAGUGAUGAGGCCCCAAAAUUCAAGAAAUUGCCUGGCCGCACUCGGAGGGAAACAAAAUUAAGGUCAGUUGAUGAGCUUCAGUCAGGUCUAAGACGUAGUAAAAGAGCCACCAGAAAUCGUAUUAAUUAUAGACAGUAUGAGCUGUCAGAAUCUGAAACAGAGUCAAAACCAGAAAAGUCCAAUCCAUCAGAUGAACACUCAGAUGCAAGUGAGAAUGAGGAGUAUUCAGCAGGAAGUCAAGAUUCCAAUGGCACUGAUGAUGACCAGGAAAUGAAAGUUGAUCCGCCUGUGGCAGGUAACUCUGAGACAGUAGAGAAAGAGCAAAGCCAGCCACCAGAGCAAUCAAAUGGCCUUGGGCAAGAUGAAGCAGAUGGUGUACGAAAAAGACGCUUCCUUGACCUAAAUGAGCUUGCUCCUGGUUCUGGUUUUGAUGAUGGUCCAAACACAAUAAUGAAAGAUGAUGGCAGAAAUGAUUUCUAGAGCUUCCGUCUCUGCUGGAGAGCAAGGGUUGUAAUUUUCUCCUGCGGAAGCUAAGUGUAUGAUAGUAAAAUUUAUAAAUUUUGCAGUAAGCCUAUAGAGGAAGUUAUGGUCAGCGUUCCUCCGGGGCUUUAUUCCACCUUGAUGCAAUUCAUUCAGGGUUUGCAGCAGGGAAGCAACAUGAUGAGAGUUAUGUAGAUUAGGUAGUCAUUUUUUAGCAUGUCUACAUUGAAAGAAACCUGCGGCGGGUCGAUGGGAAUUUGGGGAUUCGUUCGGAGCUCUUUUAGCUUAUCCAAAUUAAUGUACAAUAACCUUUUAACUAAUAUUGUAACUGAGAAAAUUGGCUUUAGAUGUCAAGCCCUGUAGUUUUUUAAUAUUUUAUUACCCUCGGGCUUCUGGGUUGGUUGGGCCCCUCCGAUAGAAUGAUUUGGUUUUCUCUGUAAUUGUAAUGGAACCAUCCUCCCAUAAAAGGUGUUUAGCGUUUCCUUUGUUCAAAUCACUCUGUAAUAUUCCUAUGCUCUUACGCUCA